This is a messenger RNA of Gadus macrocephalus (Pacific cod), 2890 nucleotides long. Its product is annotated as ATP-dependent RNA helicase DHX15. The transcript is spliced from 14 exons. Gene Ontology annotation, molecular function: RNA helicase activity; RNA binding; ATP binding. The record is from RefSeq and is a predicted model, not a curated record. Gene Ontology annotation, cellular component: intracellular anatomical structure; spliceosomal complex. Lineage: Eukaryota; Metazoa; Chordata; Actinopteri; Gadiformes; Gadidae. Bases 1 to 2262 code for a protein of 753 amino acids.
AUGUCCAAGCGACAUCGUUUAGACCUGGGGGACGACGGUUCUGGUAGAAAGAGGCCGUCCUCCGACGGACGAGACCGAGACCGGGACCGUGACGAGCGCUCCAGGGGCGACCGAGACCGAGACCGCGAGCGGGUCCGCGAGAGGGACGUGAAGCCCAUGAUCGCGCCGGGCGGCUGCGGCGUGGCCCUGCUGAAGCAGCAGAUGUCCCAGCAGCAGAUCAACCCCUUCACCAACCUGCCGCACACGCCGCGCUUCUACGACAUCCUGAAGAAGCGGCUGCAGCUGCCCGUCUGGGAGUACAAGGAGACCUUCAACGACAUCCUGGUCCGACACCAGAGCUUCGUGUUGGUGGGGGAGACCGGCUCCGGCAAGACCACCCAGAUCCCCCAGUGGUGUGUGGACAUGGUACGCUCCACGCCGGGCCCCAAGAGGGCCGUGGCCUGCACCCAGCCCAGGAGGGUGGCGGCCAUGAGCGUGGCACAGCGGGUGGCCGACGAGAUGGACAUCAUGCUGGGCCAGGAGGUCGGCUACUCCAUCAGGUUCGAGGACUGCAGCUCGGCCAAGACGUUGCUCAAGUACAUGACAGACGGCAUGCUGCUGCGUGAGGCCAUGAACGACCCGCUGCUGGAGCGCUACGGGGUCAUCAUCCUGGACGAGGCCCACGAGCGCACGCUCGCCACCGACAUCCUCAUGGGCGUGCUGAAGGAGGUGGUCCGGCAGAGGGCCGACCUGAAGGUCAUCGUCAUGAGCGCCACGCUGGACGCGGGGAAGUUCCAGGUGUACUUCGACAGCUGCCCGCUGCUCACCAUCCCCGGGCGCACCCACCCCGUGGAGAUCUUCUACACCCCCGAGCCUGAGCGCGACUACCUGGAGGCGGCCAUCCGCACCGUGGUCCAGAUCCACAUGUGUGAGGAGGAGGAGGGCGACGUGCUGCUCUUCCUCACCGGACAAGAGGAGAUCGACGAGGCCUGCAAGCGCAUCAAGCGCGAGGUGGACGACCUGGGCGGAGACGUGGGCGACAUCAAGAUCAUCCCGCUCUACUCCACGCUGCCGCCGCAGCAGCAGCAGCGCAUCUUCGAGGCCCCGCCCCCCCGCAAGGCCAGCGGGGCCAUCGGACGAAAGGUGGUGGUGUCGACCAACAUCGCCGAGACCUCCCUGACCAUCGACGGCGUGGUGUUUGUAAUUGAUCCCGGCUUUGCCAAGCAAAAGGUGUACAACCCCCGUAUCCGGGUGGAGUCUCUCCUGGUGACGGCCAUCAGCAAGGCCUCGGCCCAGCAGCGGGCAGGCCGCGCCGGGAGGACCCGGCCAGGGAAGUGCUUCCGCCUCUACACGGAGAAGGCCUACAAGACGGAGAUGCAGGACAACACAUACCCCGAGAUCCUGCGGUCGAACCUGGGCUCGGUGGUGCUGCAGCUGAAGAAGCUCGGUAUCGACGACCUGGUGCACUUCGACUUCAUGGAUCCACCAGCCCCGGAGACCCUGAUGCGGGCGCUGGAGCUUCUCAACUACCUGGCGGCGCUGAACGACGACGGGGACCUGACGGAGCUGGGCUCCAUGAUGGCCGAGUUCCCCCUGGACCCCCAGCUGGCCAAGAUGGUGAUCGCCAGCUGCGAGUUCAACUGCUCCAACGAGAUCCUCUCCAUCACCGCCAUGCUGUCAGUCCCACAGUGCUUCAUGCGCCCCACCGAGGCCCGCAAGGCGGCGGAUGAGUCCAAGAUGCGCUUCGCCCACAUCGACGGGGACCACCUGACGCUGCUCAACGUCUACCACGCCUUCAAGCAGAACCACGAGGCGACCCAGUGGUGCUACGACAACUUUGUGAACUACCGCUCGCUGAUGUCGGCGGACAACGUGCGGCAGCAGCUGUCCCGCAUCAUGGACCGCUUCAGCCUGCCGCGCCGCAGCACCGAGUUCACCAGCCGCGACUACUACAUCAACAUCCGCCGUGCCCUGGUCACCGGCUUCUUCAUGCAGAUCGCCCACCUGGAGCGCACGGGCCACUACCUGACGGUGAAGGACAACCAGGUGGUGCAGCUGCACCCCUCCACCGUGCUGGACCACAAGCCCGAGUGGGUGCUCUACAACGAGUUUGUGCUGACCACCAAGAACUACAUCCGCACCUGCACCGACAUCAAGCCAGAGUGGCUGGUGAAGGUGGCCCCCCAGUACUACGAGAUGGGGAACUUCCCCCAGUGUGAGGCCAAGAGGCAGCUGGAGCGCAUCGUGGCCAAACUCUCCACCAAAGAGUACACCCAGUACUGAGCGACCCUGCCACCAGUACCACCACCACCAGUACCACCACCACAGAGUCGUUCCCGCAACAGCUGUACAAAACCAACACCAGAAGUCUUCUUCUGAGCACUGUUUUAUUUUAUUAGCGGUUAUUCCUUUGUUUUCCGUCUCCUCUCCGUGCGGUGUGACAUGUGGUGUCACGACGGUCGAUUCGUGUUUUUUAUUAUUUCAAGGUUUUUCUUCCCCCCCCAUCCCCCUUGGGUUUCUUCACAGCUACCCUGCAGUUUCAACACGAGUGCGUUUUUUUAAUAAACCCCGGAGAAAAAAAUGUGUUCUAGUGGUUGCAAAUGACGGGCCUGUCGCAGCGUUUCUGUCACAGCGUUGCCAAGGAUCAACAUUCCUCAAGAGAAAUGCUAAUGUGUUCAACGAUCCCCGGUUAAACAUCGGCUGUGGCGGCGGCCUCCUGCCGCGCUGCUCUGCUUAAAGAACUGCUCAACGCUAUUAAUCUGAGCUCCCGGUUCCUUUGGACGGAAGUGUAUUUUGAUUGUAGGUAUAAGGAAUAUUUUCUUGUGUCAAGGAGACUUUCGGAAGAGUGCACUGAUGGUUCAAGUUUCAUGUCAACUGUUCAAAUUAAUAAAACUGUCUUUGUAGAAAAAAC